AUGGCCCCCCAACGCUCGCUGCUGCAGUAUCUCUGCAGCGUCCUGCUGCUCGUCGGCGCUGCCAGCGCUCUCAAGUUCGACCUGAUCGCAACCGCCGAGGGCUCUAAGAAGGAGCGCUGCAUCCGCAACUUUGUCGGCAAGGACACACUUGUGGUGGUGACGGCGACCAUUGAUGGAUUCAAGGGCGAUGGCAUGAUGGUGAACCUCUAUAUUCGCGAUGCCGUUGGCAACGAGUACGGUCGCCCCAAGGAUGUUGUUGGCGAGUCGAGAACCGUCUUCACCUCGCACGCCGACGCUGCCUUUGACGUUUGUUUCGAGAAUGUCUUUACUGGCUCCAAGCGAAUCAACAACCCUACCCGCCACAUCGAGCUCGACAUUGACAUUGGUGCCGACGCCAAGGACUGGUCCGCCAUCCAGGCCACCGAGAAGCUCAAGCCCCUCGAGGCCGAGCUCCGCCGCAUCGAGGAGAUCACGACCGAGCUUGUCAACGAGAUGGAGUACCUCCGCGCCCGAGAGCAGAAGCUGCGAGACACCAACGAGAGCACCAACAACCGAGUCAAGUGGUUCGGCGUCGCCACCACCUGGCUGCUCAUCGGCCUCUGGGCGUGGCAGAUCAUGUACCUCCGCGCCUACUUCCGGUCAAAGCAUCUGAUCUAG
Molecule: messenger RNA, 657 nt
Organism: Fusarium keratoplasticum
Lineage: Eukaryota; Fungi; Ascomycota; Sordariomycetes; Hypocreales; Nectriaceae
Exons: 3
Coding region: 1-657 (218 amino acids)
Biological process (GO): endoplasmic reticulum to Golgi vesicle-mediated transport; intracellular protein transport; Golgi organization
Cellular component (GO): COPII-coated ER to Golgi transport vesicle; endoplasmic reticulum-Golgi intermediate compartment; Golgi apparatus
Source: RefSeq, a predicted model, not a curated record